Molecule: messenger RNA, 1149 nt
Organism: Chaetura pelagica (chimney swift)
Lineage: Eukaryota; Metazoa; Chordata; Aves; Apodiformes; Apodidae
Gene: XKR9
Product: XK, Kell blood group complex subunit-related family, member 9
Exons: 3
Coding region: 1-1149 (382 amino acids)
Biological process (GO): apoptotic process involved in development; engulfment of apoptotic cell; phosphatidylserine exposure on apoptotic cell surface
Cellular component (GO): plasma membrane
Source: RefSeq, a predicted model, not a curated record
AUGAUGAAAUUUACUAAGCAGAAUUUUAUUUUUUUAGUUGUUGGAAUUAUAAUUUAUGUAGUUGAUAUUGGAGUGGAUAUCUGGGUAGCUAGUAAAUAUUUCUGUCAAGGACAAUAUUCUUGGAGUGUAUCGAUAUUGUGUUUUAGGGGUCUUUCAUCAUUAAUAACUCAGAUAUUCAGUUAUGAGUGGUUUAAAGAUGACUGGGAAGGUACUGAUACUGGGAAGAAAAAAUGGACUUUUCUAGUUCAUCUCUUUCAAUGUGGAAUUUUUAUAAGGUAUUGGUUUGCUUUGAAGUAUGGCUACCAAGCUGCAUUUAAACAAAGCAGCAGAGGAGAUGCACCAGAAACAGACCCUCCCAACUUCAUUCAAAAACAAGCUGUUGAUGUAGUGACUGAUAUUAACAUGCUCAAGGUGUUCAAGACUUUUCUUGAGACCACACCACAGCUUUUUGUCCAGAUUUACAUCCUCAUGGAACAGGAACAUGGCAAAAAUAAUUUCUAUCAAUAUGCUGCUAUUAUUAUGUCUUUUUUUGGUAUCUCCAUUUCAAUGGUUGAUUAUCAGAUAUCACUACGAAAAUCUCUACCUGAUAAAGAAGAAUUUCAUGUGCUUCCCAAGUUAGUAUAUCUCUUCUAUAAACUGCUUACCACUACUUCUUGGAUAAUCAGUAUUUCACUGAUCACUCUACUAAAUGUUAGAAGUUCUGUAAUUCUGCUGAUACUUCUUUGGAUCUGUGGCUUCAUCUGGACUUUAAAACAACAUACAACAUUUUGCAAAUCUAAGAAGAUGGAAUAUCUGUACAGAACUGUUGUUGGGAUAAUUCUAAUUUUUACCUUUUUCAACAUAAAGGGAGGAAAAACAAAAGUUUGCAUUUCUAUUUAUUAUGCUACUCAUACUGUUGUAACACUAGGUAUUUUGUUUGUAUAUAUGUUUUGGAAAACUUCCAUUAUCAAGGAAAUACAUUUCACAAUUGUGAGCAUCGUAACUGUUCUUAGUCUGCUGUUAGGUAUUAUUUUUCUUGUUCUUUAUUAUAAGCAUUUUCACCCCACUGUUUAUUGCAGAUCACAGAUACAUUCAGAUGGAGUUGAUGGACGGGAAGGACAAAAAGAUAUAGUGGAAAUUAAUAAAUUUCAAAAUUUCAUAAAGCAAUGA